AUGUCCACCAAGCGACGCGCAAACAAUGGCGGGGCGCCUGAGGGCCCCGUGAAAGAACAGAAACGGCGCAGGGUCUCGAUCUACGUCCCCGAAACCGAAGAGACACCCGAACGAAUUACACGGCAUGGUCUGGAGUUGCUGGAAAAGAUCAAAGUCGCAGUUGAUAAGUAUGGACGACCUGUGGCUACAGAGUUUCUUCAUCUUCCUGAUGCGAAGCAGUACCCGGAAUAUUACACUGCCGUCCGACUCCCGUUCGCUCUCGAUAUCAUCGAGAAAAAACUCAAGAACCACGAAUACACUCAAUUGACCUCUGUCGAAUCCGAUCUUCGGCGCAUGGUUACCAACGCAAAGUUCUACAACGAAAAGGGCUCCCAGCUCUUCUCCAACGCCGAACGAAUCCGCAAAAUCGUCGUCGCGGAGAUGCCAAAGGUGAACCCUGCGUACAAGGAUCCGAACUACUUGCCGUUUUCGACACCACUACCCGAUGAAGAUGAAGAUGUAGUUAUGCAGGAGGAUGCCCUGGCUGACGAAACGCCAGUGGAAGCGGUCAAGGCCGAGACGGAGCCGACAGUCACUAGAGAGGAACGCACAAGGUCUUCGAAACGAACAAGCACGCGCACGCCGACGGUGGAUCGGGAUCAGAAUCAAGCCGCGGAAGUGACAAAGGAUGAACCAGAGACUUCAGUUGCCGAGAGAUUCCAGGCAGCAUUGGAGGCAAUACUUAAUGAAGCUAUCCGGAUGCAAGAUGAGAACGGCGAGGAGGCAUUCGCACCGUUCAUUAAUCUCCCGGAUAAACAGCUGUAUAAGGAAUACUACGACGUAAUAGCACACCCUGUCUCGCUACGAGGCAUCCUGAAGGCCGUCCGUGGCACAGACAGGCGAAAAUCCACAUCUUCAAAAUCCAAGCCUCCAUCGCAAUUUAGGUCGUGGAGGUCGUUUGCAGACGAAGUGAGCUACCUAUGGCGCAACGCAAGGGAAUUCAACGAGGAUGAGAGUGACAUCGUGGCUACUGCAGGGGAACUGGAGAGAUUCUUCAAUGCUAAGAUAGCGGAAACUAGGAAAACGGUGCCCGCACCGGAGGAUGAGGGUGGAGCUGGCCCAAAGAUACGGCUUAAGCUCGGGGCUGUACCAACGCCGGAACCCUCAGUGACCACAUCCAAGCUGAAGUUGCGACUACCUGGCAGGCCUCAGGGAGAUGCUAACUCGCAUACGCCGAACAUACACGGCGUGAGGGUGGACGCUGAGGCUCUGAAGCGACAACAGGAUCUCGUCAAGGCCGGGACAAACGGAAUCGAGGUGCCGGCCCCGAGCCAGGCGACUGUACAGUCGACGCCAACGAGGACAUUACGGGAUCGAACGAACUCUGCACGUAUGUCUAUGGGUGCUGCUUCACCGGCUCCCGCUAGCAGUAACAUGAACGGUGUUGGUGCCGUCAGUGGGCCGUCAUUGAGGUCGCGGACACCACUUACACGGCGAGCAGAGGCAGAAUUGGAGCGGGAAUCAGCACCGUUAUCAGACACGAUGAAGCCUUCGCCUGCUCUGCAGGAUAGCCAUACCCCUGGCCCCAUGCUUGGUGCAGACCUACCGGCAAAGAGUGCAAGCAUGGCCAACAUGCCUCUUUCGCACGCUGACUGGGAGAAGCUAUCCCAGGCGCGGAAUAAAGCAUACGGCAACGGCUUGAUAGCUCAAGUCUCCAUAUCUUCUCAUCCGUCACUUGCCCUUCGCCAGCCCUACCACAUCUCUCUCCCCUGCACCCCUAUACACCCCGCGCAGCCCAUAAGCGUGACGUUACCUUCAUGCAUGAACUUCAUCAACUUCAGUCCUACCAUCGCCUCGACUUCUCAGCGGCGCCCGACACAGCACUAUGUUACUGUGUGUGACCAGAAGAACCCUACUCCGCCAACCAGCACGGUCCUGCAGGCCGUAGACUAUACGCGCAUGUCUGUUGAAUCUUACGAUGGUGCUAUCGGCAUCGAUCUUGGCACGACCUAUUCUUGCGUUGCCAACUAUGAGGGCGCAAAUGUUGAGAUCAUUGCCAACGAGCAGGGAAGCUUCACUACGCCAUCCUUCGUCUCUUUCACCGACGAGGAGCGUCUGAUCGGUGAGGCCGCUAAGAACCAGGCGGCUAUGAACCCAGAGAACACCGUCUUUGACAUCAAGCGUCUUAUCGGUCGACGAUUCGAGGACCCCGUUGUCAAGAAGGAUGUCGAGUCCUGGCCAUUCAAGGUCAUCGACCAGGGCGGCAACCCAGUUGUCCAGGUCCAAUACCUCAACGAGACCAAGGUCUUCUCCCCACAGGAGAUAUCCUCCAUGGUCCUCAUGAAGAUGAAAGAAGUUGCCGAGACCAAGCUCGGAAAGACUGUCUCCAAGGCCGUCAUCACCGUCCCAGCCUACUUCAACGACAACCAGCGACAAGCCACCAAGGAUGCUGGUGCCAUUGCUGGCCUCAACGUUCUCCGUAUCAUCAACGAGCCCACUGCUGCCGCUAUCGCCUACGGUCUCGGCUCCGGAAAGUCUGAGAAGGAGCGUAACGUCCUCAUCUACGAUCUCGGUGGUGGUACUUUCGAUGUCUCCCUCCUUAACAUCCAGGGCGGCGUCUUCACCGUCAAGGCCACCGCUGGUGACACCCAUCUUGGUGGUCAGGAUUUCGACACCAACCUCCUCGACCACUUCAAGAAGGAGUUCACCCGCAAGACCAAGAAGGAUCUCUCCGGCGAUGCCAGAGCUCUCCGAAGACUCCGCACUGCUUGCGAGCGUGCUAAGCGUACUUUGUCCAGCGCUACUCAGACCACUGUCGAAAUUGACUCGCUCUUCGAUGGCGAGGACUUCAACGCCCAGAUCACCCGUGCUCGUUUCGAGGACUUGAACGCCAAGAUCUUCGCUGCCACUCUCGAGCCUGUCCAGCAGGUUCUCAAGGAUGCUGCCAUUGACAAGAGCAAGGUCGACGAGAUCGUCCUUGUUGGUGGUUCCACUCGUAUCCCUCGUGUUCAGAAGCUCCUGAGCGAUGCUUUCGAUGGCAAGAAGCUUGAGAAGGGUAUCAACCCCGAUGAGGCCGUUGCCUACGGUGCCGCCGUCCAGGCCGGUAUCCUCUCCGGAAAGGCCACUUCCGCUGAAACCAGCGACCUCCUCCUUUUGGAUGUCGUCCCUCUCUCUCUCGGUGUUGCCAUGGAGGGUAACAUCUUCGCCCCAGUCGUCCCCCGUGGCCAGACUGUCCCAACCAUCAAGAAGCGUACCUUCACCACUGUCGUCGACAACCAGCAGACCGUCCAGUUCCCAGUCUACCAGGGUGAGCGUACCAACUGCGAGGACAACACCUCUCUCGGAGAGUUCACCUUGUCCCCCAUCCCACCAAUGAAGGCUGGUGAUGCCGCCCUCGAGGUCGUCUUCGAGGUCGAUGUCAACGGUAUCCUGAAGGUUACUGCCACCGAGAAGUCCUCUGGCCGUAGCUCCAACAUCACCAUCUCCAACGCCGUCGGAAAGCUUUCCAGCACCGAGAUCGAGGAGAUGAUCAACGACGCCGCCAAGUUCAAGUCCUCCGACGAGGCUUUCAGCCAACGUUUCGAGGCCCGCCAGCAGCUCGAGUCCUACAUCUCCCGUGUUGAGGAGAUCAUCACCGACCCCGGCAUGUCCCUCAAGAUCAAGCGUGGCAACAAGGACAAGAUCGAGUCUGCUCUCAGCGACGCCAUGGCCCAACUCGAGGUCGAGGACUCCUCCCCCGAGGACCUCAAGAAGAAAGAGCUCGCUUUGAAGAGACUUAUCACAAAGGCCAUGUCCACCCGAUAA
Messenger RNA from Arthroderma uncinatum, 3783 nucleotides. RefSeq lists its product as uncharacterized. Lineage: Eukaryota; Fungi; Ascomycota; Eurotiomycetes; Onygenales; Arthrodermataceae. The record is from RefSeq and is a predicted model, not a curated record. The transcript has 14 exons. Gene Ontology annotation, biological process: vesicle-mediated transport; protein refolding; cellular response to unfolded protein. Bases 1 to 3783 code for a protein of 1260 amino acids. Gene Ontology annotation, cellular component: nucleus; cytosol; cytoplasm. Gene Ontology annotation, molecular function: ATP-dependent protein folding chaperone; ATP hydrolysis activity; ATP binding.